AUGUCUAUAAAAAAGUAAAAAAUUAGGUUUUAAUUAGACACUUGAUAUAAUUAGCAUAAUUGAUUAUUGAAGAAGAAGAGGAACCAGACUUUAACAUUAUUGUUCCAUCAGUUAUCAAAUUAAUAUAAAUUGAAAUAUCUCCAAAUAAAUAGCAACUUGCAGAAUUGUAGCAACUUAGAUAUUUGAUUGAAGAUAAAUAAUACUUUUCUGCAUAUUAGAUGAAGUAAGAGCUUUUGCUAAAUUAUUCAAAUGAUUAAGAGUAUAUAAAUUAUACCAAAGAAAUUUUUGAGUUGAUUGAUGAUGACAUAGAAGAAAUAAAAGAACUUACAAAAUGGUUUGAUUUAUAGGGUAUUCAUGUAACUAAUUUACCCAGAUGGCUGGUCAAUUUAACAAUAAGAUAGUAGAAUGUAGAUCAGAUAUUAAUAAUUGCCUAAUUCUCCAAGAGUUAUUGCUAGAAUUGACACAGAAAUAAAAAUUCCAUUAGAUAUAUUUAUUAGUCUGAUAUAUGAGACAGAACUAUAUCCAUAAUGGUUUCCAUUCUGCAAAGACUCUAAAACUAUUUUAUAACCAGAUAAAGCAACAAAGAUUCUACAUAUGCAUUCAUCACCACCUGUUAUAUCUGAUAGAGAAUUAUGUGUAAAAGGAUGGGGAGUAAACAAUUUAGAAUAUGAUGGAAGUGUUCUUAUUUUAAGUCAUUCAAUUGAUACGAGAACAAAAUUAUUAAAAAGAUAUGGGUAAAUAUUUUUAAUUUAUUUCUUUUGAGUAUCUUUUCCUGAA
Molecule: messenger RNA, 777 nt
Organism: Paramecium sonneborni
Lineage: Eukaryota; Ciliophora; Oligohymenophorea; Peniculida; Parameciidae
Source: the annotation of a GenBank genome assembly